Molecule: messenger RNA, 5176 nt
Organism: Anopheles arabiensis
Lineage: Eukaryota; Metazoa; Arthropoda; Insecta; Diptera; Culicidae
Product: integral membrane protein GPR180-like
Exons: 6
Coding region: 523-2271 (582 amino acids)
Biological process (GO): response to pheromone; G protein-coupled receptor signaling pathway
Source: RefSeq, a predicted model, not a curated record
UGUCAACAAAGUUUGCGUUGGAGCAGAAAGUUAAAAAAAAGGUUCGCUCCGCGGUGCUGGCGAGAGGGCACGGGCAAGAAACAAUAAAAUAUUAAGAAGCACUUUGAGCCGUUCAGCAAACAAUGCUCACUUUAUCGCCAUCGAGCGCACAGCCGGACACGAUGCGAUAAAGGUGCGCGGAUUCGGUGCCAUUUUUCGUUCGGUCGGUGAGCAAAGCGCGUGCAAACGUGUCGGUGUUGGGGCUUUGGUCGGUCGCUCGGCCCUGCUGGCAGUGGUGCAGAUUUUCUCCCCACCCUCCCCUAAUCUGCUGCCCUGUCCAAUUUGGCUCGGAUAAUAGUUCGCCAAUGUGCUGCAAUUCGUUCGCCAGCGCUACAUUCCGGACGGGUGUACGGUGGGCAAAGGGAAAGUGAAAGUGAAAACGGUGUGCCUGAAGUGAAGGGAAAGUUAUCGUGUACCAGGGGGUGGGUGUGAGAAGAGAAAGAAGUGGUUUGGGGGAGUGUCAAUCGGCAGCAGCGAGCGAGUAUGUGGACGAGGAACACUCCCGGACGAACGCGAUGGUUUGUGCUGGGGGCGGCGGCCCUGUGGAUGCUGCUGGGGGCGGGGAUAAGCGAGCUGCCCAUGGCCCGGGCUGCCCACCUGACGGGCACGUUCGAGGUGGACGAGUUCUUUCGCUUUCUGCACAAGUUCGGCUUCCAGAAGACGGAGAAACACUCCCAGAAGGACACGGAGUGGGACACGUUCGGGUACAUCUACGGCAAUAUUACGUCGAGCGUGAACUUUACCGUGCCGGUGACGCUGGCGGUGCUCGACAAGCGCAGCUUUCUCGAGUACUACGCGAACCGGAACGAUUACGACCGGGACGUGGCCUGCCAGCGGAUGUUCGAGAAGCUGGACAAGAUCGUGUACAGCCGGGCGUGCAAUCCGCACGCGGAGGCGGACUACCUGCGGCGCAUCCCGUGCGAGCCGGGCAAGCUGUGCGUGGACGAGGACACGCGGGAAAACGUCGUCCCCGGGAGCCAGUUCACGUUCGUCAUCAGUGAUCCGAACGUGCCAAGAUUCUGGUACGUGUCCAUGGUUGCCUGUUAUCAGAAUGUGUCCACCUGCCAGUGGCAUCAUUACGACUAUCGCAAGUACCAUCCGGAACCGCCGGCGAUAAACUACGAUAUAACGCUCGUGAACGGGAACCCGAACCGGCAGACGCUGUCGUUCUUCAAUCCGCUGCUGUUUCACUUCUCCUUCGACCAGCAGAACACGCUCGAGAUGUAUUUGAUCUUUUUCGUCGUGUAUCUGCUGAUGGUGCCGCUGCAAAUCUAUGCCGUGCGGUUGCAGAAACACCCGGUGACGCGGCUGUUCACCGUCAGCCUGGUGCUGGAGUUUGUCAGCGUCUGCCUGCUGCUCACGCACACGGUGCGGUACGCGAUGAACGGCGUGGGCGACGAGAAGCUGGCCAUUAUGGGCGAUAUAUUUGAUAUCUUUAGCAGAACCUCAUUCAUGCUCAUACUGCUGCUGCUGGCGAAGGGAUGGGCCGUGACGCGACUACAGAUCAGUGUUAGCAGCUGGAUACUGCUCAUGGUUAUUUGGAUACCCUACUGUGCCAUACACGUGCUGCUGUACAUAUGGAACAGAACGGAAGUUGAUAUUAUCUCCGACAUUGACGAGUAUCAGACGUGGCCCGGCUGGCUGGUACUUGCCUGCCGCUCCACGAUGAUGCUCUGGUUCCUGUGGGAGCUGCGCACCACGAUGAAGUACGAACACUCGUCGCAGAAGCUGGACUUUCUGCUUCACUUCGGUGCUUCGAGUCUGGUGUGGUUCAUCUACCUGCCGAUCGUGGCCAUCAUUGCUGUGAACGUUAGUCCGCUGUGGCGGUAUAAGCUUUUACUAGGUAUAACAAAUUCUGCCGACUGUUUGGCGUACUGUGUGAUGAUGGGUUUGCUGUGGCCUAAUCGUGCCGGCCAAUACUUGCUGCUGACGGGAACAAACUUUGGUGGUAUGGACGAACUGGACGAGUUCAAUGAAGCACCGCACAUAGUGCACCGGGACUCGGACACGCUGCACAGUAGUAACGGUGAUCUAGCGAUAGACGAUUAUUUAGACAACGAGGACGAUGAGAUAGAAACGCUCGUGCUCAGUACGGACGACUUGCUGCACACGGGCAGCUCGUACGCAGUCGGCAGUGGGUCCGGCAGUGGUGGGGGCAGCAAACCACUCUCCCUGCACAAUGGUAGCGCCCUGAACGGUGGCAUUGGCAAAGGGGGACGAUCGUUCGAUUAGAUUCCCUGGCACGCUCGGGCGUAUAAGUGAAUGCCGCCCAGAGAGAGAGCGAGUCUCCCCCUCAACGGCACACCGGUUAAAAACGUAAACGACGAAUCUUUAGAACGAAUUUAAUUCACCCAUUACUGUAACGGUGUAGCAGGGCGGAGGUGCGCCAUGUGGGAUUAUUGUGGAUGUUAUUAGUCCCCAUCAACAAAACAUACUCUUGGCCGUUUGUCGUGUAAAAAAAGAAGCAGCAAACACCCCUUUUUGAAACGUUUUGAAAUGAUACGGUACACACGACGACAACGGCGACGACGGUCCCACCCGGUCCGGUCCCGGUUCCCUCUAGCCUGCCAUUUGAGUGGCGCUCUAAUCUGGUCAUAAACUGAUUGUUUUAAGAUAAAAUACACUCGUCGAUACUAUCGCACCAUGGCACAUUGCAAAUUGGACCAGAGGACGAUAAGCUGCGUCGCGUGCGAUAGUGAAAGUCAAAAUUCUUCCAUUUCUUAUACAAAUAUUCGUAAUUUGAUAUUUCUCCCUAUCCGUUUGGGGAUAGCUCAUCUCACGGAUAGGAUAAUUUCCAUUCGGGCGCACGUCGGGAGGCAUGGAGUCGCAACGGAAGCCCGAUUGCGACGAUCGGGUUCGGUACCUUCUGUGUGUAUAGUAUCAACCGUAGCUAAAUUUAACGUAAACGGACUGGUGACACUUAGGCGGCGGGGUGGCAACGGUCCAAAGAUAAAACAAAACAAAAGUAUUGUGUGAUAUGAAAUUUCAUAGCAAUUAUGCAAGACGGAUGAGAUAAAUCUAAAAUAACCUUUUACCUGUGUAAGACCAUUAGGCGGUAAGGAUGGGUUUGCAGCAGUGAUACUGGUGAAUGUGUAGUGAGCAUGCCAAUUUUAAGCUUUUCCGUUUCUGUGCUGUGCAAAUGUGCGCCCUGGACGCGCACAAGGGUAGUAGUAGUAGUGUAGUGUUGAGCAUUGUUUCACAUCGAAAGCCCACUGGUAUGCUGGUAUGAGUAAGUCAGCUGAUUAGUAUUUAGUGUACGCGCUUGAAAAGGUAUGUCAGCGUGCAAAGUGUACACAUACCGUAGGGAGAGUGAUCUAAAGAUUCUCUACUUUUAAUUAUCGUUCCGAUUAGUUGAUAUACUUUCACUUCCAAAACCGUAACUCACAACCAGCAUCGAGAGUUAGUUAGCGCGUCUGCUGGAUCGUAUUACAACUUCAAUUCAAUUACACAACUCACUUGCUCAGUGCAAUUCACGUCAAUAUAUGGAGAAUGCUCGUUAGAAGCGCUUUUAUCUUACACGAAUCUAUAUCUAUACCUAGUGCACUCGGCAGAAAAUUACUCAAAUUUAUCUAUCUCUUUCUCUGUGUGCGUGUGUGUGUGUUUUAUGCUCACAAGAUUUUAGGAAGGAAGGAGCUCUUGUUUUUGGUCUGCGUACUUUGCUACUCAAUUUAAUUCUCUUUAUCUCUGGAAUGGUUCUGCAAUGAGAAGAAUAUUGCGAAAAAGCGAUAACCAAAAUGGAUAUAAAAAGAGAGAGGGAAAAGGGUAAUAUUAGCUUAUAAAAUAACCGUCAAGCGAUACCGCAGUUGAUUGUUGUUUGAACCUGUUUAAAUGGAGUACCGCUGCGACAUUAUGUCUGCGGAAGAUAAUUUAUAUGUAGCGCGCAAACAAAAGCACAUUUAGCAGAAAUGCUGCAAAAUAUAGAUCAAAACAAACCAAACACUUGUGUAGCGCUUAACCAAACUUACACAAAACACACGGAAGACAAGAAGAAAACAAGAAAACAAACACUCAUACCCAGACACGUAAUUUAACAAUGCCUGCAACGUAAAGUACCUUUUUUAAAUUAAAGCUUUGCUGAGAGUCAUAAACAGAUGAGUAGCAAAAUUAGCUUAAAUAGAAUGGCAGAUAGUUUAAAUAGAAUGGCAGAGAAAGAGAGAGAAAGAAAGGAAGGAAGCAAUAUAACUAGAAACGAAGAUAUUAAAACACAUCCCAAAACCCCGACCAAGGGAAGCAACAUAAACACUCAUUUUGAAUUUUUAACUCAAUAUCGCUGUAGCAAAAUAAGACAAAAACACUGCUGCUUCGUAGGCUAUGCUCAAAACGAUCGUUAAAGUGAGGUGAAAUUCAAUUAGAUGAAACAGAAAAGGCUAAAAAUACUGUUGAGACACGUACGCCCGGUCGACUUUAAGAGUAUGUUCAUCCGAAUCGUUCAAUGGUAAUAGAACAAUUUUAUAGAAUAACAAAGAAAACACUCUUUGUUCAAACUGGACGUUAUGUGUUUGUGAUGGUAUCAGUUUUACGAAGAAAAAAAAAAUAUCUACAAAUCUAUAAUAAGGUGUGUUUGUGUGAGAAAGUUUGCAUGUUUUUGUCCCUAAAGUUGUAGAAGAAUCCUUUUAUUCGUACGAUCGACUAUUGCGUAAUCAUCCAAAAUUAUACGACCCAACAACGGUGGAAUCGCUGUUUUUGUGUGGAUAAGAGUUCUAAAUGGGCGUUUUGUAUAACUAUACGAAACAGUUGGAAGACAUUAUAAAAAAACAAGUGAAAUAACGGUGCGCAGCGAGUGAGUUGUGAUAGACUAAUAAGAGUAUUUUUCUACUACUAAACUACAACUUAACGAAACUGAGGCUGAGGCGGAGCGGAGGCGCCUUGGUAUGAUUGUUCGAUCACUCAUUAAAUGGUACUAUACGGCUAGGGAGGUCGCCGGGAGUGCAACUCACACACACACACUCUCUCUCUCUCUCUCUUUAUCUGGUGCGUCAAACAACUUCCAAACAACUAUUGUGCAAAACGUUUGCAACCGAAAGUUAAUUAAAUGUCAACAGGAGGGUAAACAAAACUUAACUUGUACAAAAGACAAACUACGAAUAGCUGUGGGAAAAUAUGAAAAUUAAACUUAAAUUCUUAAUUAACCCGCUUA